Messenger RNA from Pseudozyma flocculosa PF-1, 2079 nucleotides. RefSeq lists its product as uncharacterized. Gene Ontology annotation, biological process: mitochondrial respiratory chain complex III assembly. Gene Ontology annotation, cellular component: mitochondrial matrix. Gene Ontology annotation, molecular function: identical protein binding; transaminase activity; pyridoxal phosphate binding. Bases 1 to 2079 code for a protein of 692 amino acids. The record is from RefSeq and is a predicted model, not a curated record. The transcript has a single exon. Lineage: Eukaryota; Fungi; Basidiomycota; Ustilaginomycetes; Ustilaginales; Ustilaginaceae.
AUGUCCUACCGCCUAUCCACAACGGCGGGGUCCACCCUCUCGCGGCGCCUCCUCGCCCAGCCCCACAACCAACUUCACUCGAUCCGCCUCCUCGCCACCCACUCUGGGAAACCCUGCUCCGACUACCUUCGGGCCACCCACCCCGACGGCGACGCCUCCCAGGGCUCCCACAUCGCCUCGACCCUCUCGCGCUUCUCGGCUUCCGUCCUAGCCACCUACUCCCGCCCGCAGCUCCUCUUCACCCGCGGUUCCGGCCUCGACCUCUACUCGGCCGCAGACCCAAACACAAACGACGGCUCCGCAGAGCGCAAGUACCUCGACUUUUCCUCGGGCAUCGCCGUAAACUCGCUGGGACACUCGGACCCGCAGAUUGCAAAGCUCGCCGGCGAGCAGAGCGCACGCCUCGUACACGCAUCGAACCUCUACCACAACGAGUGGAGCGGCGAGCUGGCCGACAAGAUGGUCAAGCUCACCCACCAGCACGGCGGCCUCGGCUUCGCAAAGGGCGCACAGCCGCCCGCAGACUCGCAGACCGGCCUCAAGGUCUUCCUCGCCAACAGCGGCACAGAGGCCAACGAGGCUGCCCUCAAGUUUGCCCGCAAGGCCGGCAAGCAGCACGGCGACCACAAGACCCAGCUCGUCUGCUUCAACAACGCCUUCCACGGCAGGACCAUGGGCGCCCUCUCGGUCACCCCCAACCCAAAGUACCAGGCGCCCUUUGCCCCGCUCAUCGGCGACGUCGUCGUCGGCGACUACAACUCCCUCGACGGCCUCGACCAGCUCAUCACCGAGCACACCGCCGGCGUCAUUGUCGAGCCCGUCCAGGGCGAGGGCGGCAUCUUCCCCGCCAAGCUCGAGUUCCUCCAGGCGCUCCGCAAGCGCUGCGACGACGUCGGCGCCAUGCUCAUCUUUGACGAGAUCCAGUGCGGCCUCUUCCGCUCUGGCACCCUCUGGUGCCACUCCGAGUUCCCCACCGACGCUCACCCGGACAUGGUCACCAUGGCCAAGCCCCUCGCCAACGGCUUCCCCAUCGGUGCCGUCCUGAUGCGCGACGCUGUCGCCGAGCGCAUUGCUGUGGGCGACCACGGCACCACGUUUGGCGGCGGGCCCCUGACGAGUGCCAUCGCCCACCAUGUGCUCGGACGCCUCUCGAACCCGGAGCUCAUCAAGUCGAUGAAGGCCGCCUCGGCGUCGCUCCUGGGCCGCCUCGAGCAGGUGCGCGACAUGUUUUCCGACCUGGUCCGCCACGAGCCCGAGGCCGGUAAGCCCUCGCCGCGCGGCAAGGGCCUGCUGGUCGGACUCAGCAUGAAGGACCCCGCCCACGCCGGCCGCGUCGUGGCCCUCGCCCGCCAGCGCGGCCUGCUGAUCCUGACGGCGGGCAACGACACGGUGCGCAUCAUCCCCUCGCUGACCGUGACCCAGGAGCAGGUCGACAAGGCGGUCGACGUCAUCGAGUCGUGCAUGCUGGUGCUGCGCGAGGAGCUCAAGAAGGCGCCGUCGUCGGCAUCGACGACCGGCAGCAGCGGGUCUGUGGGCGGUAAGCGGAGCUUCUCGACGUCGGCCCGCCGCAGCGACAAGGCAGCGUCGUCGUCGUCGUCAUCGGCGACGGGGCGAAAGACGACGCUCGACGGCAACGAGCCGCUGGCGACGACCGAGGAGAUUCAGACCGUCUACUCGCAAUUCUCGCAGCUGGGAGAGAGCUGGCCCACGGACCCGCUGCGGCCGGACCUCUCGUUUGGCAAGUCGAUUGUUUCUGCGGCUCAGACGUCGUUGCUGACGGUGCAGAGCCAGUCUGCCCUGUCCGAGCACCAGGUGGGCGCCGUCGACCCGACCAAGGUGGGCGUGCGCCAGCUGACGCUCAAGGAGCUCGACUAUGCCAGGCGGGCGCUCGCGGCGCUGCAGGAGCUGCGCGACGGCGGCGUCGAGGCCAAGUUUGGCGUCCCCGACAACGUGCGACGACCGGCGAGCAACCCGCAGUACUAUGAGAAGCUCGUCGCCGCCCUCGACCGCGCGGCGCAAGGCAAGAAGACGAGCCUCUCGUGGAGCGAGCGCAUGGCGCGCUUCUUUGGCCGGCAGUAG